Molecule: messenger RNA, 1980 nt
Organism: Gregarina niphandrodes
Lineage: Eukaryota; Apicomplexa; Conoidasida; Eugregarinorida; Gregarinidae
Product: cleft lip and palate transmembrane protein 1
Exons: 2
Coding region: 1-1980 (659 amino acids)
Cellular component (GO): membrane; endomembrane system
Source: RefSeq, a predicted model, not a curated record
AUGUGGAGUGAACUGAUUGGGGGCAUUCUCUUUGUGGGUUAUGUGGGAACAACUCUCCGGACUUUCAUUAAAGCUUCUACCCCGCCAGUUUGCGCCGCAUUAGGCAGCGAGUGCGUAGCGCCCGGAAUUGGUUUGGGCGACGACUACGUUGUACAUUUGCAUGGCUCCGAUUUCGCUCCUCAGGAGUUCUCUAGAAGCUAUGACUCUGAACUGGAGUCGAUGAUGUUGUAUCCCAAGGGCGAUGGAGAAAGCGUUCAUAUCGGAUCGAUAAAGACCAAGGUAGGCUUCGAGUCCGACUGCGAUGCUACUUCUAUUUUGGCGGGCGUAGGCUCUGUGGAGACGGCGAAGGCAAGUUGGCUUGGGGCGGUGUGGCGGAAGGUGACGGGGAAGCGGCAGUGUGUCGCCCUCUUGGAAUUUUCCCCAAUGGAGUCCUGGUUGACGAACAGUACGAGAAUAUUUGUGAGUGUGAUUCCCAGUUUGGCGGAGCGGUACGACCAGUUGUCGUUUUCGCCUUCACGCAGUCCGGUGUCGCUGAUGUACCAGCCGGAGAAGCGGGAUCGCGCUCGGAAAAGAUUUCUAUUGAGCGGAGUAGAGAGUCGGGCGGGGUUUACGGACCCCUACAUGGCCUUUCCCCCGGAGGUGCGAGUGGGACCCAUCUUUGUCGCCGGUAAUUUCAACUCAACCCAGUUGCUGACGCUUGGUAAGCGACAUUGGCUCCGUCGAGACCGAGACGGUGGCCUGAAAUACUACCCCGACGCACUAGUGGAGACAUAUGUGUCGCCUCGAGACGAGUAUAUUCCGCAAGACGGCGAAAUUCGGCAUAUUCGCGCUGUAGUUGCGAACAAAAAAUUCGACGUCGACCACCCCUCGAUCCGACUGUCCCUAAGCGACGUAUCCUGGCGGAAACACGCCGUGGAACAGUUGAUGAUGAGCGCUAUGGGCCGCAUGGAGCGACAGUUCGGCACCACGCAAUACGACAGUGACAGUUUGAAACUGCUGUUUGCGGGACAGUCCCCCAUUAUCCUGCUGGUUACCUUCCUUGUCUCCGUGCUGCACGCCCUCUUUGAGAUGCUGGCCAUGGCUAGCAGUUGGUCUAACUUUCGGCAGACCUGCAAGAGUCAAGACAUGGCGCAGCAGAUGUCUUCUCGAGCCAUCCUCCUGGACACAGUUUUAGAGGUUCUAAUCCUUGCCUGGCUCUACGACGAGGGAGAAGCCAAAUUAGUGCAACUUCUUCUUGCCCUCAAAGUCGUCUUCAACGCCUGGCGCUGGUGGCGGCUCGCUGGGGUGCAGAAGAAGCAACAGACCGAGACGGUUGGACUGGCGGGAACGGAGAUAGGGGAAGGGCGCGGGAACAUGUCGGAGGUAAAGGAGAACAGAAUUACUGUGUUCAAGUUGGUCCGGACGGUGAAUCCGUUGGACGCGCUCCGGCCGGAAAGGCUUAGAGUGCAGCGAGAAUUGCUCGACGCGGAUACCUUCGAGUUAUGGUCGCUGGUAUGUUUGAGCUUGUUGCUGCUGCCCGUGCUCGCGGCGUGGGCCGUGUACCAAGUAGCGUGGCAGCCGCAAAAGGGCUGGUUCUCAGUUGCGGUUUUGCUCGGUGCACACACGGCGUACGCCGGCGGUUUCAUUGCAAUGACGCCGCAGCUCUACAAGAACUACUACUACCGCUCCGUUACACACCUGCCCUGGGUUGCCCUCACCUACAACUUCCUCAACACGAUCAUCGACGACCUCUUCUCCUUCCUGAUCCGAAUGCCCAAAGCGCACCGUAUCAGCGUAUUCCGGGACGACGUGAUCUUCGUCAUUUACUGGCUACAGAAGAUUCACUACGCUAAACAGCAAAAGACCGCGGAAAGACCCAACGCUUUAAAACAGCCUAAGGCAAUUCCUGAAGAAGAGCGAAUGCCGUUUAUCAAGUCCUCUGUCGAGUUGAAGUCGAGGCGGCCCAAAACAGUCCACAGCUCCAAGGCAGUCCACAGCUGA